Molecule: messenger RNA, 934 nt
Organism: Chinchilla lanigera (long-tailed chinchilla)
Lineage: Eukaryota; Metazoa; Chordata; Mammalia; Rodentia; Chinchillidae
Product: ribonuclease pancreatic
Exons: 2
Coding region: 100-558 (152 amino acids)
Molecular function (GO): nucleic acid binding; RNA nuclease activity
Source: RefSeq, a predicted model, not a curated record
CCCUUUGCAAUCUGUAUAAAGACUGUGCUUCCAAGAUUGACUGCAGAAACUGACCUGCCCCUCUGGAGACUCAGGCUUUCCCAGCACAGUGAGGUCACAAUGACUCUGGAGAAGUCCCUUGUCUUGUUCUCUCUGCUCAUCCUGGUGCUCCUAGGGCUGGGGUGGGUGCAGCCUUCCCUGGGCAAAGAAUCCUCGGCUAUGAAGUUCCAGCGGCAGCACAUGGACUCCAGCGGUUCCCCCAGCACCAAUGCUAACUACUGCAAUGAAAUGAUGAAGGGCCGGAAUAUGACACAGGGAUACUGCAAGCCAGUGAACACCUUCGUGCAUGAGCCCCUGGCAGAUGUCCAGGCUGUCUGCUUCCAGAAAAAUGUGCCCUGCAAGAACGGGCAGUCCAACUGCUACCAGAGCAACUCCAACAUGCACAUCACUGACUGCCGCCUGACAAGCAACUCCAAGUACCCCAACUGCUCAUACCGCACCAGCCGGGAGAACAAGGGCAUCAUCGUGGCCUGUGAGGGGAACCCGUAUGUGCCGGUGCACUUUGAUGCUUCUGUGUAGUCUUCUACCUAAGCCAGAGCAGUGAGAUGUCCAUCUUGCCACUUUAAUUCAACACCUGCCCUUCCCCUCUUCUCUCCUUGCCCCAAAGGAAAUAACUGCAGUUAGGGCUCCUGUCCAACACACACAUGCUUCCUUCUCCUGAGUCCUGCUCCUGCAUGGCUUUGGGGCUGAAGAGUGGGUGGUAAUGAGGGCCCCAUAUUAACUCCUCCACUGCUUCUUUCAAUAAAACAUAGUUGCAGUCACUGGAUUCCUGCCUGGGUACUGUUUCUGAGGUUGCUUUUCAGCAAGGAGUGAGAGAUGUAAGUCUGACUCUUUCUGGUGAACAGCAAAUGGAAAAUUUAAAAGCCUCCCCGCUUCAGACUCUGGGGUGUGAGUG